This is a messenger RNA of Tetrahymena thermophila SB210, 2145 nucleotides long. RefSeq lists its product as hypothetical. Lineage: Eukaryota; Ciliophora; Oligohymenophorea; Hymenostomatida; Tetrahymenidae. The record is from RefSeq and is a predicted model, not a curated record. The transcript has 7 exons.
AUGGAUAAUUGCUAAAAUGAAAUUGCAAAACUGAUAGAAAAUUAUUAAUUUUCUAUUCCAUUCAGUAAUAAAACUGAACAUAUGGACUAUCCAACUGUAAGAAAAUCCCUUGAAGAGCAAGGCUGCUUACGUAAUUUGGUAGGAGCAGCAAGUGGCUACUCUGCUGCAUUUUAGAAUGAGCAAAUAAACCCUUACUAAUUUGAAAUUAUCUAAAAUAAAGAUAAUUUUUUCGUUAAAGGAGGAACCCAAAAAUGGCACAAAAACAUAGUAAUUCCCUAAAUGCAAGUUAAACUGCUAGAAAGCAACAAUUCCCCAAAUCCUAAGCAACUAAAUGGCGCCUUUGAAAUUGAAAUGAAAUGUUGGGCAAAGAAGGAAAAUGGCCAGUUUAUAGAAAUACAACUUGAAAAUAAUUCAGGUGCUAAAAAAAUAGGGAAUAAUAAUUUGAACACUAAUAGUGUUAAUAGUAUAACUCACAAUAACAACAUUUCUACAUGUGGUAAAACUAUUAAUACCCUAUAAAACUUGGAUAAAAUUGUUAAAUUUUCAUCACUAAAAUUUUCUUCUACUGGGUAUUUAGAGUCAGAAAUCGCGAAAUCUCCUAGCGGCUAGAACAACCAAAACCCAGAAAAUAUUAUUAAAUUCAGGAUAUACAUAUAUAUCUAUAAGUUAACUGCCUAAAAUACUAGACAAAUUUAUGAUAUUUACUUCUCCCACCCAAUUACAGUCAGUGCUCGUAAGAAAUCUAGACAAUCUCGCGCGUCAUUCUCUGUUUUAAUGGAGCCCUUCUUACCAAAAUAUCUAGACACCGUUGCAAAUGAUGGUCAUUAAGGGAUUGUAGAUCUUAAAGACUUCCUGUCUAAGGCUUCUGAAAGACACAAAAUUUUUCACCCGCUUUAUCUUUUUGGCAGAUUUCCUAGUGCUCUUAAUAUUUAUUACAAAUGCAGUCUCAAGAGAUAGAAAGCAGAAAAACUUGGCAAAGAUCAAAUAAUUAGCUUCCAAGAAACACUUAUUGAAGCAUUUAUGCAAUAAGAGGAACAAGUAGUGAUAUUACAUUUCAACACUGAUGGCUUAGAAAAAGAGCAAAUUAGAAAAGUUGAGUCAUACCUUAAACCUCUUAAAAAUAAGUAAGUCAAGCUUUGCUUCUCCGAACAGGAACUGAAUCGCUUAAAGAAAGACAAUUCAUACGUAUGUCUAUAGAAGGAGGGAUUCAUUGACAACUAUAAGAGAGCUUACUAUGAGUUAACUAAAGUAUUACUAAACAUUAGAAAUAAAUUACAAAAGGUUGAGUCCUUCUUUGUUCUUCGUCAUGAAUCAAACAUCACCAAAUUCGAAGAAAUUCAAAAGAAAAGCAUCAAAUAAGUGUUUGAAUUUAAUAGGUAAUCUUCAAGUAUAUAAGUAACCUCAAUCAAAGCAUUAGUAAAUAAUGUGUACUCUCAUAAUGACUAAGAUCUGAGUGUUAAAAAUGCUAAAUCGAAUGCCGACUACAAUAUUUUAUCUCAAUCAGCUUCUCCUUAAAAGAUAAUGAAAACCAGUACUAAAAAUGACUCUAUAAAUAACAAUAAGUCAUCUAUUUCAUUUGACUCGAAUAUUCUAGCAAACAUAGAAACCGAAUAAAACAUAAAAUUUGAAAAGAAAGCCAGAUCUCCUUUAAAAUAAACCUAACCAUUACCAUGCUUUUCUAUUUCUGAAAAUAGAAGCGAAUUUUAAGAUAGUGUUUCUAACUAAAUAUAGAAUUGUCAAUUCUAAUAACCAGAAAGAAACAUUUUCACUCAAUAACCAGAAAUAAAUUAAAUAAACCAUAAUACAUUUAAUCAAUAUGACUUAAAUAAUUAAUUAUUGUAUAACAUCCAAGGAACCUUAGAUAAUAGUUCUUAUAUGUCUAGAUAUUAAGAACAAUCAUUUUUAAAUUAAGAUGCAAAUCUUAGAUAAACUUAAUCAAUUUUUAAAAAUAUUGAUAUUAUUAAUUAUUUAAAGCUUCUCAUAAUUGACAACCAAUUAAAUUGCAAUAUCAACCAAAACUUUCAACCACUUUAAUAAUAAUUACAACAACCAUAGCAAUAAUUUUAACAAUUUAAUCAAAAUAAUAGCUCUAAUUACUAAAUCAACAGCUAUGAUAACUUUUUAAAUAUACUUUAAUAAUUUUGA